Messenger RNA from Orbicella faveolata, 2230 nucleotides. RefSeq lists its product as uncharacterized. Gene Ontology annotation, molecular function: G protein-coupled receptor activity; calcium ion binding. Gene Ontology annotation, biological process: cell surface receptor signaling pathway; G protein-coupled receptor signaling pathway. The record is from RefSeq and is a predicted model, not a curated record. Gene Ontology annotation, cellular component: membrane. Lineage: Eukaryota; Metazoa; Cnidaria; Anthozoa; Scleractinia; Merulinidae.
AACGAAUGCAAAGAGAAGAUGCAUAACUGUCACAAGAUGUACGGUGUCUGCACCAAUCUUAUGCCUUUCUUUCAGUGUACGUGUGCACUGGGCUUCAAAGGGAAUGGUACUCAUUGCAUUGCACUAGAUCUGGUUUACAUGAUUGACUUAAAGCUUCCAACAAGCAGAUGGCGUGAGGAAUAUCGAAUGUCCAACUCCUCACAAUUCCAAACCCUUGCCUUGGAAAUAGAACAAGGGGUAAGGUACGUCUACAGAGAUGACCCUUCGUUCUUACGGACAUACGUUGUGGGUCUUCAUAACAGUGAUGGAAUUGUGUUGAUUGAGGUCUGGAUGGCGUUUGUCUCUGAUGCAAUACUACCAAUCAGGCCUCUGAACCUGGCUGUGAAGAGGGGAGGACUUAAACACCUAGCCAUAGAGAUGGAUGGUUAUCAUGUCACACAAGUAGCUGAGAGAAUUGACUGUCCAAUAACGUGUUCUGAGCAGGCCUAUUGUGAAAGAAACGGUUCUUCCUUUGAUUGUGUUUGCACCAGAGGUUACAUUGGUGACGGAAGAGAGUGCAUCGAUCUGAAUGAGUGCGAGGUUAACAAUGGCGGCUGUCAGCAUGUGUGUAUCAACAACCCGGAUGGUAGCUACCAUUGCUUAUGCAAUCAAGGUUUCCUUCUUCAUAGCGACAGGAAACAAUGUCGAGCGUCUGAGGGUGACUUAGCCUAUUGUUCCGCUGAAUGGCGUCAAGAUAUUUUAUGGAGUCAUACUGUAGCAAGCAGUACAGACAUCAGCUCUUGUCCUCAGGAUCACCUGACUAGUAAUGAAGCACAGAGGACCUGCUUCAGUGGUGUCAGGGGAGGAGUAUGGGGAGUUCCUGAUCUUUCUCGGUGCCUGACAAAAGCCAUGCAUGAACUUCAACAAAAGGCAAGGAUUCCUAACCGAUGUCAUAGUUUUCUCUCUAUGUUACGCUUUUCUGUUACAACAUUGCUAAAAGGAGAUGUCAGUUUUUCCGAUUUGCUACACAUUUCGAAGGAACUGCGAAAUAUCCUUGACCCCAAAGUUGACAAGAUUUACGCAGGAGAUAUAUUUGUGGCAGUUGAUGUCAUGGACACUCUAAAUCAACAGAUCAGCGCUACAAUGACCAAUGUCACUAAACAAGAGUUAUCUGAUUUUCUGCAGGUAUGGAAUAUAAACGAAUGCAAAGAGAAGAUGCAUAACUGUCACAAGAUGUACGGUGUCUGCACCAAUCUUAUGCCUUUCUUUCAGUGUACGUGUGCACUGGGCUUCAAAGGGAAUGGUACUCAUUGCAUUGCACUAGAUCUGGUUUACAUGAUUGACUUAAAGCUUCCAACAAGCAGAUGGCGUGAGGAAUAUCGAAUGUCCAACUCCUCACAAUUCCAAACCCUUGCCUUGGAAAUAGAACAAGGGGUAAGGUACGUCUACAGAGAUGACCCUUCGUUCUUACGGACAUACGUUGUGGGUCUUCAUAACAGUGAUGGAAUUGUGUUGAUUGAGGUCUGGAUGGCGUUUGUCUCUGAUGCAAUACUACCAAUCAGGCCUCUGAACCUGGCUGUGAAGAGGGGAGGACUUAAACACCUAGCCAUAGAGAUGGAUGGUUAUCAUGUCACACAAGUAGCUGAGAGAAUUGACUGUCCAAUAACGUGUUCUGAGCAGGCCUAUUGUGAAAGAAACGGUUCUUCCUUUGAUUGUGUUUGCACCAGAGGUUACAUUGGUGACGGAAGAGAGUGCAUCGAUCUGAAUGAGUGCGAGGUUAACAAUGGCGGCUGUCAGCAUGUGUGUAUCAACAACCCGGAUGGUAGCUACCAUUGCUUAUGCAAUCAAGGUUUCCUUCUUCAUAGCGACAGGAAACAAUGUCGAGCGUCUGAGGGUGACUUAGCCUAUUGUUCCGCUGAAUGGCGUCAAGAUAUUUUAUGGAGUCAUACUGUAGCAAGCAGUACAGACAUCAGCUCUUGUCCUCAGGAUCACCUGACUAGUAAUGAAGCACAGAGGACCUGCUUCAGUGGUGUCAGGGGAGGAGUAUGGGGAGUUCCUGAUCUUUCUCGGUGCCUGACAAAAGCCAUGCAUGAACUUCAACAAAAGGCAAGGAUUCCUAACCGAUGUCAUAGUUUUCUCUCUAUGUUACGCUUUUCUGCAGGGAAUAAAAUUUGUCAUUAAGACUUGAUGGCUAUUUUUUCAAACUUUCCUCGAAUUAGCUAGAAGGCCAUUUAUUGGUCUUCGCGUAAGA